UUAUGGUAAAAGCAAAGUGCUUUGUUUGGUUUUUGUGUCAGACAGCGGACAGAAUGUUAAAGCCUUGAUGUUCCUCAAAGGAAGCACGAUCCAGCAAUUGAAGAUGCUGCAGGGUGGAGAGCUGGGAAUCCUGGACUGUUCUUGGCUCUGCCAUUCAGGCACUGCAUGACCUGGAGGGAGGCUUCCCGUGCUUGCAAGUAGCCUCAGCCGUGGAGAUAGGAACCUCACCCAGCAUCCCAGCUCCCUCUGACUUCUUGGGGUUGCAGCUGCUCUGUGGCACAAGUAACAGCCUGGCAGCUCAUCUGCAAGCACUGGCAGCUCUGAUCCCACGCUGGGAGGACACGCGUGGGUGCUGGGCAUAGAGCUGCUUUUUGCAAGUAUCUGAAUACUCGCCCAUGCUUGCUUUCUGUGGCACUUAAGGCCUACAAAACCUGGCUUUGCUGCUUUUCUUUCUGUAUUAGAGUUGAGCAUUAAUUAAAUUGCUAUUAAAUGCCCUGAGGAUGUAAGCUAGAGACUUUCAUUUUAAAUGCAAAGCAUCUCACAGCUGGAGGAUUUUGUUUUCUCAAUAUGGCUGUGAGCAUAUUUCUUGCCCAGGAAUUCACCUGGCUCUCUUGGUCAUGCUUUAGCUUCGAUCAUGCACUCUGCUUAGUACCUUCUGGUGUAUCUUUGAGGUCUGAGGAGCAGCGGAAGGGGAGGUAAUGGAGGAAGUUGCACAUCUCUGAAGCUUCCUUAAGAGAAGGGUAUGCUUUUCCUCACAAAGAGUCACUCCCUUCACAGCUGGGUGGGUGCCGGUACGUGUUCAGAGCCAUGACUGUGCCCUUGGGGCUGCUGCUGGCCCUGUUGGGCUACAUCACAGCACUGGACCCUGCACUGGAGGAGGCCUGGGAAGGGUGGAAGAGCCUAUAUGCCAAGGAGUACCCUGGGGAGGCUGAAGUCAUCCGCAGGGAGGUCUGGGAGAAGAACCUACGGCGCAUAGAGCAGCACAACUGGGAAGAGUCGCAGGGGCAGCAUACGUUCCGCCUGGGCAUGAACCAUUACGGGGACCUGAUGGACGAGGAGUUCAACCAACUCCUGAAUGGCUUCACUCCAGUGCAGCAUGAGGAGCCAGCACUGACCUUCCAGGCAUCGGCAGCUCAGAAGACCCCAGCAGAAGUGGACUGGAGGGUGAGAGGCUACGUGACACCCGUAAAGAACCAGGGGCACUGUGGAUCAUGCUGGGCAUUCAGUGCCACAGGGGCCCUGGAGGGACUUGUCUUUAAUUGGACGGGGAAGCUGGCAGUGCUGAGUGAGCAGAACCUCAUCGACUGCUCCUGGAAGCUGGGCAACAACGGUUGCCAAGGUGGCUACAUGACCCGUGCCUUCCAGUAUGUGCAUGACAGUGGUGGCAUGAACUCCGAGCACGUCUACCCCUAUGAGGCCACAGACACCUCUAGCUGCCGAUACAACCCUGGGGACAGGGCGGCCAACUGCUCCACAGUCUGGCUGGUGGCCCAGGGCAGUGAGGCAGCACUGGAGCAGGCAGUGGCAACUGUGGGCCCUGUGUCUGUGGCAGUGGAUGCCAGCAGCUUCUUCUUUCACUUCUACAAAUCAGGCAUCUUCAGCAGUAUGUUUUGCAGCCAGAAGGUGAACCAUGGGAUGUUGGCUGUGGGCUAUGGUACCAGCCAGGAGGGCAAGAAGAAUGUGAGCUACUGGAUCUUAAAGAAUAGCUGGUCAGAGGUGUGGGGUGAGCAGGGCUACAUCCGCCUGCUGAAGGGAGCCAACAACCACUGUGGGGUGGCCAACCAGGCCAGCUUUCCUCUGCUGUGAGAUCCUGGACUGGAAGGAAGAUGGCACUCACUGGGAUUGCUCCCCUGCCUUGCUGUGAGGAUAGGGAUGCUUCCUUCAGGAAGGGGCUUUUGUCUGUGUGAGAAACAAUUAAAAAUGGCAUAGCUAAUCACUCUGUGCCUGCUAAGGGGGGCUAAGGCAUGGCUAAUG
Molecule: messenger RNA, 1974 nt
Organism: Lagopus leucura (white-tailed ptarmigan)
Lineage: Eukaryota; Metazoa; Chordata; Aves; Galliformes; Phasianidae
Product: procathepsin L-like
Exons: 8
Coding region: 808-1806 (332 amino acids)
Biological process (GO): immune response
Cellular component (GO): lysosome
Molecular function (GO): cysteine-type endopeptidase activity
Source: RefSeq, a predicted model, not a curated record